AAAUUGAAAACCCAUACCAACCUCUUUUCUUUAAAGUGAGAGAAUACAAAAUCAGAGUCUUUAAAUGUUGCAGUUAGUUGUUGCAGUUAACCCUCCUCUUCCUCUUCCACACAAUCACUCCAUUUUAAGGUUCAAUAAAACCCAGAAACCAAGCAACCUAAAUUCAAGAAAACUAUCAAAUUAUUCAUUAACCCUUACUCCAAGAAACCACAAUAAUACAAGAUUUUGAAGGCUAAAUAUUAUUCGAUCAAUGAGUUCGCCGAGAUCAAGAAUUGGAGUUGUCUUGAAGAGAAAAACCAAGAAAAUGGACCAAACUGUAUUAUUUUCUAAUAUUGUUUCCAAGAAUUACAGUAGCGAGAAAGAAGAUGAUGUUGUGAGUCUUCUUGAUCAUGAUUUUCAUGAAACCCAAGAGAAUAAUAAGGGAAAACGGUGUGGUUUGGUGUCGUUUCGGGAGUUGCCUGAGUAUAUGAAAGAUAAUGAGUUUAUUGUUGGGUAUUAUAGAGCUAAUUGGUCUUUUAAAGAAGCUCUUUUCAGUGUUUUUUCUUGGCAUAAUGAAACUCUCAAUGUUUGGACGCAUUUAAUUGGAUUUUUACUCUUCUUGGGGUUGACUAUGGUGAAUGUAAUGAAAGUGCCUCAUGUAGCGGAUCUUCUCAGCAUUUUUACCAGGUCAAUUCUUACAAGUGCAGAAGCAAAUGUUUCCCAUAAUUCAAAACAUUUCUUUUUGGAAACAACCAAAGUAGUUAAUUUGGAGCAAAUAUCAGAGUCAACAAUGGACAUGAUUACACAACCAGCAACCAGAUGGCCAUUCUAUGUAUUCUUAGGAGGUUCAAUGUUCUGUCUACUCUCAAGCAGCAUUUGCCAUCUCUUUUCUUGCCACUCACACAAUCUCAAUGUUCUCUUGCUCCGAAUUGACUAUGUCGGUAUCACUACGAUGAUCAUCACCUCGUUUUUUCCUCCAAUUUACUAUAUUUUCCAGUGUGACCCACUUUGGCAAUAUGUCUAUCUUGGUGGCAUAACAUCAAUGGGAAUGUUCACUAUCAUGACUCUGCUUUCUCCGUCGCUCUCGUCGGGGAAAUUCCGUGCUUUUCGGGCUCUUCUCUUCUCGUCGAUGGGAUUUUUCGGAAUCAUCCCCGCGAUUCAUGCUACAAUUGUGAAUUGGGAUAACCCGAACCGUGACACUAUUCUAGCUUACGAGUCUGCUAUGGCUUUAUUUUAUUUGACCGGUACGAUGUUCUAUGUCACCCGAAUUCCCGAGAGGUUAAAACCUGGAUGGUUCGAUUUAGCGGGGCAUAGUCAUCAAAUCUUUCAUGUUUUUGUUGUGCUGGGUGCAUUGGCUCAUUAUGGUGCUACAAUUCUGUUCUUGGAGUAUCGAGACCGAGUCGGAUGCUAGAUAAGGUUUAAUUGUUGCAUAUAUAAUCCGAAAAAACAGAGCGCAUACCUAAUUUUUAUUUGGUAGGGUUUGUUUAUAGAAUUUGUUAUUCAUUUAAUGUGGAUUUCGUAGUCCAUAUGGUGUUGAUGAAAUAGUGUAAGACAUGAAAAUAUAUUAGUAUUAUUUAACUUACCCCUUGAAAGAGGAUAUUUGCCAUGAUUUUUAUAAGAGAUAUAGCUUAUGAA
Messenger RNA from Mercurialis annua (annual mercury), 1614 nucleotides. RefSeq names its product heptahelical transmembrane protein 1. Lineage: Eukaryota; Viridiplantae; Streptophyta; Magnoliopsida; Malpighiales; Euphorbiaceae. Gene Ontology annotation, cellular component: membrane. Gene Ontology annotation, molecular function: signaling receptor activity. Gene Ontology annotation, biological process: response to hormone. Bases 251 to 1390 code for a protein of 379 amino acids. The record is from RefSeq and is a predicted model, not a curated record. The transcript is spliced from 4 exons.